AUGACGGUUCCCGAGAUCAAGGGCCUCUCCGGCCAUAAUGCUUCAGCUCAAGAGGGUGUAACUCCUAACCCUGAUCCUGCUCUUGAUUUCGCAAACGAGCACCAUCAUGCGCAUCUGCAUCAUGGCGGAUUGGCCGCAAAUCCCGUCAACCAUCCCGACGAGGUUGUUUAUUCAACUGCCUCGCCGCAAAAGAGCCUGGAUAAGCCGCAUGACUAUUCUACCGCUGAGAAGUCUGUAACCGAUCAGGAAAGUGGAAAUGUUGGUCACAUCGGGGGCGACGAGAGUGAAAAGCGUCCGAACUUCAUUGCGCGCUUCUACCGAAGAUACAGGCCUUUUGUCCACCUCUUCAUAUGGCUCGUAUUCACCGCAUGGUGGAUUUUCGGUCUUGUUCGCUACCGACACGAGAAGAACUGGCUGAUCCCGUUCCUGCUGUAUCUGGCCAUCACCCUUCGCAUCAUCUUCCUCUGGAUCCCGGUUAAAUAUGUCAUGAUGCCCGUCAAAUUCGUCUGGCGGCAUACUGCUUUCAGGGUUUAUGAGUUGAUUCCGAAGAAGCUUCAUCGACCGCUCGCGGCUUUGGUCACUAUCGCGGUCUUCUUGAUUGGUUCUAUGGUGCCCAAGGAGGAAGGCGAAAACACCCGUGCCCGCCGAGCGCAGUCUUUGUUCGGACUUGUUAUCAUGAUUUUCGUCUUGACGAUAACUUCAAGGAACUGGAGGAAGAUUCCUUGGCACACUGUCAUCGGCGGAAUGUUGACCCAGUUCGUUGUCGCCGUCUUCGUCUUGCGCACACAGGCCGGUUACGAUAUUUUCAACUUCAUCUCUACGUUGGCUCGUCUCCUGCUAGGUUUCGCCGACCAGGGUGUUAUUUUCCUAACAGACGAGUCGGUGCCCGCCCUAGGUUGGUUCUUCACAGGUGUCAUCCCGCCCAUUAUCUUCUUCGUGGCUCUCGUAGCGCUCUGCUACCAUGUCGGCCUUAUCCAGUGGUUCGUCUCGAAGUUCGCCGUAUUCUUCUUCUGGACUCUGCGCGUCUCGGGCGCUGAAGCCGUGGUUGCUUCUGCGACGCCAUUCAUCGGACAGGGAGAAUCGGCUAUGUUGGUGCGUCCUUUCGUGCCGCACAUGACUCUAGCCGAAAUCCAUCAGGUUAUGACGUGCGGUUUUGCUACCAUCGCUGGUUCCGUGCUCGUGGCAUAUAUCGGACUCGGAAUCAACCCACAGGCGCUCGUCUCUUCUUGUAUUAUGUCCAUUCCUGCAUCCUUGGCCGUGUCAAAAAUGCGUUAUCCGGAGACGGAGGAGACUCUCACUUCCGGUCGUGUUGUCGUCCCAGAUGAUGAAGAGCACAGAGCUGCGAAUGCUCUCCAUGCUUUCGCCAAUGGCGCUUGGCUUGGCUUAAAGAUUGCAGGCAUGAUUGUGGCUACUCUUCUCUGCAUCAUCGCUUUCGUCGCCCUCAUCAAUGGCCUCCUUACCUGGUGGGGUGGCUACUGGGGUAUUUCGAACCCGGACUUAACCAUUCAGUUCAUCCUCGGCUACUGCUUCUACCCUCUUUCAUGGUUGCUCGGCGUGCCUAACGACGACCUGUUGCCCGUCGGAGAACUCAUUGGACAGAAGAUCAUCAUCAACGAAUUCGCCGCGUUCGGUGCCCUCCAGUCCGACGAUCGCUACAAGUCGAUGACCGCGCGAGCCAAGCUUAUUGCUACCUAUGCCUGCUGCGGUUUUGGAAACGUCGGUUCCCUCGGUACUCAAAUCGGUGUCUUGUCGCAGAUCGCCCCUGGUCGUAGCGGUGAUGUUUCCAAGGUUGCCAUCUCGGCCUUGAUUUCAGGUAUCAUCUCGACUCUCACAUCUGCCAGCGUCGCUGGUAUGCUAUAUACGGACUCUAUAGGGUCCGCUAAUUACUCGUGA
Messenger RNA from Annulohypoxylon truncatum, 1893 nucleotides. RefSeq names its product H+/nucleoside cotransporter-like protein. Gene Ontology annotation, cellular component: membrane. Gene Ontology annotation, molecular function: symporter activity; nucleoside transmembrane transporter activity. Gene Ontology annotation, biological process: nucleoside transmembrane transport. The coding region runs from base 1 to 1893 and encodes 630 amino acids. NCBI's taxonomy places the organism in Eukaryota, Fungi, Ascomycota, Sordariomycetes, Xylariales, Hypoxylaceae. The transcript is spliced from 4 exons. The record is from RefSeq and is a predicted model, not a curated record.